AUGGCGUCUUUCAUUGCAGACAAUUCUUCAUCGCCCUCCAACAGCUGGCCACUGGAUCAGUUCGUCCAAGAUCCUGGAUAUCUCGCAUACCAGGAAGAACUUCGAUGCCUCAUCUUCAACACAGCUCAGACUGCAGCACCAUCCCGCGAAACUUCACCCACGCUUGGAAACUUUGGGCCAACGGACGAAGAACUGGCAGCUCAGGCUCAGACAAAGACAGCCCUUGCUUCCGGACGACGACUUGAAUACCUCAAGAACUAUGUCGCCCAAGUAGCUCCCUGGCUCGAUAUGUUUGAUAGCAACGGAGCAUUCACUGUUCAAGUACCAGUCCUUGCUCGAAGUUGCCCGGCUCUUCUCUAUGCAGUGCUCGCCCUGUCCGCACGUCAAAUGGAGCGUAAAGAGGCGAGGCAGCAUUCGUUCGACAGUCUAGAACUCUACCAGGAAGCCAUUCGUCUCCUUAACCCCCUACUUCAAGCCCGAGACCUCACAAUAAUCCCGAUAUGCGUCAUUCUCUGCUGUCUAGAAAUGAUGUCCGCAAGUCCACAAGACUGGCGCCGUCACCUCGAAGGGUGUGCUGCCCUCUUUGAUUCAUUUGACGUCAACGGUUUUAGUGGCGGCCUCCUACAAGCUGUCUUUUGGUGUUAUGCAAGAAUGGGUUUGUGUUAUUCUUCAAAGUUUCUCUCCUGUGUCGAUGUUGACUUUGUUUUAGAUCUAUGCGGUGCGCUCAUUUCUGAUGGAACUCAAGGCACGCUGGUACCACUGGACAGAUGGUUACCUCCUGGCUCGGAUCCCAACUCCGCUGCUGACAUUUUUCGAGACCACCGCUCACCAGAUAUGCACGCCAAUUACUCAGUAUAUCUCUGCUCCAAGGUCUGUGAGCUCGUUGCUGACCGCACUCACUAUGUCGAGCUUGGGGAGAACAAUGGUUGCGAUUCUGCAACUUUUGAAAGACGGUGGCUACGACUCUGGCACGAUCUUCAAACUUGGGUGGAGGAUCGACCAGCAGAAGUGGUUCCUGUCCAAUUCAUUGAAAGUCGACCAUUUCCCCAGAUCCUCUUUGUUCAUUGGGCUGGGAUCUCAUCUAAUCAGCUUUAUCACACAGCCUGCACGCUGUUGCUAGAAUCGAAACCUCGGGAGGUCAAGCUUGACGUGGGAUCGACAGGAUCUUCCAUCUGGCAUGCCAAAUGUAUAUGCGGUAUUUCCUUGACCAACCCCCAUCAAGGCUGUCUCAAUAAUGCCAUCCAGCCGCUUUGGAUUGCAGGGAGACUUCUCAGUCACAAGUCAGAACAUUUGCUUCUCUCCAAGCUGAUCCUGAGCAUAGAGGCGAUGACGGGGUGGGCGACUAAUUGGCGCAUAACCGACCUUGAACACGCAUGGGGUUACAAGGUCAGAUGA
This is a messenger RNA of Fusarium tjaetaba, 1395 nucleotides long. Its product is annotated as C6 zinc finger domain protein. Bases 1 to 1395 code for a protein of 464 amino acids. The record is from RefSeq and is a predicted model, not a curated record. Gene Ontology annotation, biological process: positive regulation of transcription by RNA polymerase II. The transcript is spliced from 2 exons. NCBI's taxonomy places the organism in Eukaryota, Fungi, Ascomycota, Sordariomycetes, Hypocreales, Nectriaceae. Gene Ontology annotation, molecular function: transcription cis-regulatory region binding; DNA-binding transcription factor activity. Gene Ontology annotation, cellular component: nucleus.